This is a messenger RNA of Durusdinium trenchii, 711 nucleotides long. NCBI's taxonomy places the organism in Eukaryota, Dinophyceae, Suessiales, Symbiodiniaceae. The record is from the annotation of a GenBank genome assembly.
AUGAAAGGACAUGGAAGCUAUGGCUACACUCCUGUGGGGAAGCCAAGUCUACAGAAGAUGGUUGGCGACUCGCACAAGCAGUCGAUGUGUGUUUUGGCCAUCGGAUUGAUUCUAAUCUUCAUGAUGCUGAUACUUGGCUUCUGCUACGUUUGGUAUUCGAGCGUGAUUCCACGUCAAUGCCCUACAGGGUUGCCAUUCUACUUCUGGCUGAAUGGCAUUUCCAAUUUGGCUUUGGCAGUGCUUCUAGCUAUUGGGCUCUACCUCAUGAAGGGAAUGAUGCUCUCGGUGAGCCAUCAAAUGCUAGCGCAGGGCAUGCACGAUCACGCCCAGGCCUACGCCAUUGCGGGAGGCCAUCAUUCCACGUCUGUUGCUGCCCAUCGCUCCGAGUUCCAGGAGAGUGCCCUGCACUAUGGUGGUGGAAUGACUGCAGUCCUGGUAUUGCAGUCCCUGGUGAUGUUGUUUCAACUGGGCUUGGGCAUCUAUGGCUGCUAUGAGGCUGUGAAGAUACAGCGCGAGGGCAACUCAUACAUUUGUGGAAAUGCGAUUCCCGUCUUUUGGACCUUGUUUAGCCUGCACCUGAUCCAGAAUUGCUGCAACCUUGGAAAAUUUCAGAAGGGCCGCUUGGAGCACAAGACAUUUGCUUCGUCCUUUUCUUUUUUCUUUGUUUCUACUAGCGAUGGCCUUCAACCAGCAAACUAUAUUAGAACUUGA